This is a messenger RNA of Anopheles funestus (African malaria mosquito), 1258 nucleotides long. RefSeq names its product DNA excision repair protein ERCC-1 (gene Ercc1). Gene Ontology annotation, cellular component: nucleus; nucleotide-excision repair factor 1 complex; ERCC4-ERCC1 complex. The record is from RefSeq and is a predicted model, not a curated record. The transcript has a single exon. Gene Ontology annotation, molecular function: single-stranded DNA binding; damaged DNA binding. Bases 310 to 1071 code for a protein of 253 amino acids. Gene Ontology annotation, biological process: meiotic mismatch repair; mitotic recombination; nucleotide-excision repair. NCBI's taxonomy places the organism in Eukaryota, Metazoa, Arthropoda, Insecta, Diptera, Culicidae.
CUUCGGCAACAAGAAUUUUGAACGAUAAGUUAAGUAAAUGCUUUAAAAAGGAGAUUUUAAGUUUAGUCAUAAAGAUGACUCGUUAUAAAGAUAGUAAUAAGGCUAGGCGCAUAAAGAAUUCCUUCGACACGCACAUUGCACUAAUUCCAUUGAUCGACCUUUUAAACAUCGAUUAUAAACCCGUGCUGAAUAUUUUUAAAAAGAGCAGCCGUCAAAACGGUUAAUAAUAAACAAUAACAAACUGUUGCGCGGGAACGAAACACAAUUCCUUCUUGCCGGUCGAAACUGAACACGAAAAAUUGUGCAAAAAUGGACGACGACGAUGAACUGUUUGCGAGUCUAGAUAUACCACCGGCAGCAAAACACUCCGCCGUGAGUGAAACCAAAGCAACGCCUAAUGAACCUACACCGUCCACCAGUGGUGUAACCGGUAAAGCCGAAACAACCGUCGUUGUGGCAAAGGUAAACAAAGGCCACUGCAUCCUGGUAAAUCCAAAGCAGCGUGGCAAUCCGUUGCUAAAAGCCAUCCAAAACAUUCCCUGGGAGUAUGAUGACAUCGUGCCGGACUAUGUGGUCGGCGCAAGUGCAUGCGUUCUGUUUCUUUCGCUGCGCUAUCACAACCUAAACCCCGACUACAUCCACGCGCGUUUAAAGCAGUUAGGGAAAAUGUACGAACUGCGUGUACUGCUGGUGCAGAUCGAUAUUUCUGAACCGCAAAAUGCGUUAAAACAUCUCACCCGCAUCUGUUUGCUGGCCGAUCUGACGCUGAUGCUCGCGUGGAACGCCGACGAAGCUGGACGGAUAGUGGAGAAGUACAAGCUGUUUGAAAACCGACCGGCGGACUGGAUCAUGGAAAAGGCAGAGAAGUAUCCGCAUGAGAAGCUGGUGCGGGCACUUACCACCAUUAAACCGGUCAACCAGACGGACGCGAUGAUACUGUUGCAGAACUAUGGUACGCUGGGAAAACUGAUCAAUACCACCGAAGAGAAACUAAGCAUGUGUUCCGGGUUAGGGCCAAGAAAGGUGAAAAAAUUGCACAAAACUUUUAGUGAAAACUUUCGUAAACAGUAACUGCUAUACUGUGGUUGUUGAUCACAACGUUAAAAUUAAUUAAAUUAAGUGUUUAUCUCUGUCCUUAAGUAAAUUACGAAAUAAGUUCGCCAGAAACGUAUCUGUCCAUGGUUUUUGUUUAAAAAAAACAGCGUAAUAUCACAAAUCGUGAAAAGUAUGAAAAGAAGUACAUAAUUCAACAGGAACA